AUGAAAUUUUACGUGGAUAUUAUAGAGCGUUCAGAGUCCGCAUUUGCCAAAACGGGCAGCAGUGUCCCAAUUCAUUUUCCAGAAAUGGCCAAUAAUCCCCCGUCCUCUGGCAUGCAGCCUGUUCGACCUCCUAUAAUCGGCCAUGUGGGUCCCCCUCCAAAUCCCCCUCCUCCUAUGUCGAUGCAAUUUCGACCUGUGGUUCUACCACCACCGCUGCCGCCAUUUGUUCCGGUGGCUCCCUCACAGUUUCAGACAGGCGGACAUUCAAACAUGGGGAUGCCACCUCAUCCUCAGUAUCCUCAAGCAGUGCCACCUCAGCAAUUACAUCCACCGCCAAUUCAAAGGCCUGGGCCGGGUCAAGGCCCGUCACUCGCGCAGCCAGUGAUGUCAGCUCACGUACAGCAGCAAAUGUCUAAUAAUUUUGUGCCUAGUUAUGGUACUUCCGGGAUUUCUCAUGUUACGUACACUGUGUUAUCAUCAUCUGGUGGCCAACAACAAAUGAAUAUGGGCCCCACAGCCCAGCAAAUGCCUCUGCCGCAGACAGAUGCUCCCAGUUUUGGACAACCUUGGUUUUCUACAGGGAAUCAAAAUGUGCAGUCUGUUAUGUCCGUGCCACUAGUGGCUGAACAAAGCGGUGGAGAACAAGCAUGGUUAUCAAGUGGGCCCCAAAAUAUUAAGCCUGUGACUCCAAUGCAGCAGAAUGGGGAGCAAAAUCAUGCUGGGACACAACAAUGGCUAUCUGGUGGAGAGCAGAAAGUGGAAUCUGGUGAUUCUCACCAGACGGGGGAAAAAAUUGCUGCCAUGGGGAAGAAUACUUCACCCGACCUAGCCAUAAAGGUUCCAUCAGAUUGGAAAGAGCAUACUACACGUGAGGGAAAAAAAUAUUAUUACAACAAAAGGACAAAGAUUUCUUCAUGGGAGAAGCCUUUCGAGUUGAUGUCGCCAAUUGAGAGGGCUGAUGCAUCGACAGACUGGCGAGAAUUCAUUGCUCCUGAUGGAAGAAGGUUUUACCAUAACAAGGUCACCAAACAAUCUAAGUGGCUUAUCCCCGACGUAGUCAAGUUGGCUCGUGAGCGAGCAAAUGCGGCCCCAUGUGAAGGAAUACCAACAGCAAAUGAUGUAAAUUCAUCUGGCCUAGAAGCAUUAGCCUCGGUUGCAAAUAACUCGUUUUUGUCGCCCCCAGAAAUGGCGUCAAGCCCAGUUUCGGUGACACCUAUUGGUAAUCAAGAUGGAUCAUCUAGCACACGUGAUGAGGUUGAUAACUCAAAACCAGAAACAAGCGAAAUGAAAACUCCAAGGGAAACUCCAAGGAAAACUACACCAAUGAGAAUAUCUGACGUGUCACCUCAAGAAGCCCGACCAUCUUCUGUGAGAAACUCUACAGGGAGCAUUGAGGAAGUUGAUAGAAGUUCAGAAGUAUCUGGAGGCGCGGACAAUAAUGCGCUAGAAGAGAAAAGAGUAGAUCAGGGACCUUUAGUCUAUGAGAGUAAAGAGGAGGCUAAGAAUGCUUUUAAAGCUCUCUUGGAAUCAGCAAAUGUUGCAUCUGACUGGAACUGGGACCAGGCCAUGAAAGUUAUAAUAAAUGACCGGAGGUAUGGUGCCCUCAGAACUCUUGGAGAGAGAAAGCAAGCUUUCAAUGAGUUUGUGGGACAGAAGAAAAAACAGGAUGCUGAAGAGAAACGUGCCAGAAACAAGAAAUCUAGAGAAGAUUUUAUGACAAUGUUACAGGAAUCUAUGGAGUUGACAUCAUCAACAAGAUGGAGCAAAGCAGUAACUAUGUUUGAAAACGACGAACGUUUUCAAGCUGUUGAACGAGUUACUGACCGUGAGGACCUGUUGAAAGACCAUUUAGAGGAGCUUAAGAAAAAGGAACGGGCAAAGGCGUUGGAGGAGCACAAGCGUCAUAAAGCAGAAUAUUUGGAGUUUCUAAAAUCUUGCGACUUUAUCAAGGCGAGCAGCCAAUGGCGUAAAGUUCAACACCGCUUAGAACAUGAUGAAAGAUUCUCACGCCUUGAGAAAAUAGAAUGCUUGGAAAUUUUCCAGGUGAUGUUUGAUUACAAAUUUACCCUUGUGGUUCAAUCUAAUCAGGAAUACAUACGUGAAUUAGAAAUGCACGAAGAAGAAGACAGAAAAUUACAAAUCGAGGAAUCGAGGAAAAUAGAACGUAAAAAUCGUGAUGAAUUUCGGAAGCUGAUGGAGGAACAUGCUGCAAGUGGCAUUCUUACCCACCAAACUCUUUGGCGGGACUACUCCACGAAGGUUAAAGAUAAUCCUGCAUAUGUGGCUGUAUCUUCGAAUACCUCAGGAUCUAGUGCACAAGAUCUGUUUGAUGAUGUUGUAGAUGACCUUGAGAAACAGUUUUUGGAGGAUAAGGAGAGCAUAGAAGAAGCUAUAAAGAACAAAAAAAUAUCCUUGUUAACGACUUGGACUCUUGAAGAUUUCAAGAGUGCACUUUCACUUUCAAAAAAUACUAGCACAAAACCAAUAUCAGAUGUCAACUUAAAGCUUGUACUUGAUGAAUUAUUAGUAAUUACCAAGGGGAAAGAAGAAAAGGAAGCUAUGAAGCGCAAACGAUUAGCUGAAAAUGUUCAUGCUUUCCUUUUUUCUUUAAAGGAAUUAUCGUCAUCUUCAAAGUGGGAGGACUGCAAAUCACUUGUUGAAGGGAGGUUCAACGGGCAAGAAAGCUUUUUCCGGGAAAUAUUUGAUAAGUUCAUUCUUGAACUCAAAGAUAAGGCAAAAGAGAAGGAGAGGAGGCGUAAAGAGGAAAAGGCUAAGAAGGAAAGAGAGAGAAGUCGUCGAGAGAAGAAAGAAAAGGAUAGGAGGAAUAAAGACAGAGGAUCUCAUGAGAGGAGAAAAGAGAGAGAGAGACACAAGACAGAUGAAACUGAUAGUGAUGGGUCCGGGUCCCACGAUUUGGAAGACAGCAAAAGGUCAAAGGAGAGAAGUAGAAGGCAACACAGGCAGCGCGUGCGGACCUUAGACGAGACGAAUUUUGAUGAUGAUGAUGAUAAAGAACGAUCGAGGUCUCGUAAGCAGAGUGUAGAUUCCAAAAGGUCUAAACAGAAAGAGAAGGAUGCUGAAACGGGUUCCGAAAGCCAAAGCAAGAGACAUAAGAGGGAUCAUCGAGAUGCCUUUGUUAAGAUUACUGAACAUAACGAAAGCAAAGAUGGUGAAAUUGACGAGGAUGUCGAGUUUCAGUUUCUAGAUUCUAAACAGAGACCGAAAGUUCAAGUGGAAAAG
Molecule: messenger RNA, 3240 nt
Organism: Striga asiatica
Lineage: Eukaryota; Viridiplantae; Streptophyta; Magnoliopsida; Lamiales; Orobanchaceae
Source: the annotation of a GenBank genome assembly